UCCCUGGUGCUGUCUAGCCCUUCUUUUAUAGGUACUCUACAAGUACCAGCUCCAACUGCUCACUAGUGGAAAACCUUCCCUGCAGUUCUCACUGCCUCCAAGGAGGUACUUGAGGCCAACAGCCUCUCUCCACUUCGUGGUAGUCACCUUAACAACGCCUCAUCCCCACCAACACCUUCAAAGCUCGAAGCUUCAGUAAGAUCUUCAUUGGCAGGAAAUUUGUGCCAUGUCUGUUGUUGCAGAGCGGGACCUUGGAUUACCUGACCAAGAGCAAGAAGGUGGUAGGAUGGAUCACGACGCUGGACAAAGUGUCCUGCAUGUGCUGCCAAUCCAUGAGGCUGUUGAUGACAUCGAUGGAACCACAGGAUUUCUGCGUUCACAGGCAGUCUCGAGAGCCAUUAUAGGGGAAGAGCCGGGGCAGGAGGAGAUAUGGCCCGAUACUGAGGAGAUCUGCACUCAUGUGGAAGAGGUCUGGCCUGAUAUCAAGGACAUCUGGCCUGAUGUCGAGGACAUCUGCCAUAAAGUCGAGGACAUCUACCCUGAUGAUGAAGAAACCUGGCCUGAUGUCGAGGACAUCUGGCCUCAUGUCGGCGAAGUCUGGCCUUGUAUCAAGGACAUCUGGCCUGUUGUAGAGGACGACUGGCCUGAUAUCGAGGAAAUCUGGCCUGUUGUAGACGACAUCUGGCCUGAUAUCGAGGACAUCUGGCCUGAUGUCGAGGAAGGCUGGCAUCGCAUUGAGGACAUCUGGCCUGAUAUCGAGGACAUCUGGCCCGAUGUCGAGGAAGGCUGGCAUCGCAUUGAGGACAUCUGGCCUGAUAUCGAGGACAUCUGGCCUGAUGAAGCCUGGCCUGAUGUUGAAGAGGACAGGUAUGUCUGGAAUGGCGACAAGGAGAACGAAGUAGUUCAGGAGGAAGCUGAAGACGACCAGAACUACAAUAAUGAAGAAGAGGAGGAGGAGGACAACAAAGAUGACGACUAUGAAUAUGAGAAGAGAGGAGAAGAUGAGGUUGAGGAUCAGGGGAAGGAAAUGAUCCUGCAUGCUAUUAAGGGCAAAGGAAGCCAUGGAUAA
Molecule: messenger RNA, 1069 nt
Organism: Peromyscus eremicus (cactus mouse)
Lineage: Eukaryota; Metazoa; Chordata; Mammalia; Rodentia; Cricetidae
Product: coiled-coil domain-containing protein 1-like
Exons: 3
Coding region: 227-1069 (280 amino acids)
Source: RefSeq, a predicted model, not a curated record